Molecule: messenger RNA, 342 nt
Organism: Drechmeria coniospora
Lineage: Eukaryota; Fungi; Ascomycota; Sordariomycetes; Hypocreales; Ophiocordycipitaceae
Exons: 2
Coding region: 1-342 (113 amino acids)
Source: RefSeq, a predicted model, not a curated record
AUGUUCCUCCUAGCCUCCUCGUUGCUCAACUUGAGCCUCCAGGGAAUCACCAAUCUCACCUCGGCCUUUCCGGAGCCAGUGUACACCAAGGACUAUUUCCAUCUACUCGCCGUCCACCUCGACGAGCCCGACCCGGGAGCCGGGUCCGCGGUCACUAUUACGGCGUUCACCGUGGCCGCUGCCGUGAAUCUUGCCAUGGCCCCUGCUGCAACUUCGGCUGCCAAAUCGGCCACUACCGCAAGCACGAUUGCAGACCAAAUCUGUGAAUCCGCUACUGCCGCCGGAGAUUCUAGCUCAACCAUUGUGACGACUUUCAUUACAAUACUGGUGCUGGGAAAGUAG